Molecule: messenger RNA, 1685 nt
Organism: Rana temporaria (common frog)
Lineage: Eukaryota; Metazoa; Chordata; Amphibia; Anura; Ranidae
Gene: TRIM61
Product: tripartite motif containing 61
Exons: 8
Coding region: 167-1375 (402 amino acids)
Molecular function (GO): zinc ion binding
Source: RefSeq, a predicted model, not a curated record
CGCGCACUCAGACUGCACAUGCGCAAUAUGUGAAGAAGCUUGCGGGGGCGCGCAUUAGGGCUCUUCCGUAUCCUGUGGUAACGCUUGAGGAGUAAACGUAGUUUGUAUGAGCAGCGGUUUUGUACCGGGACCAUCUCGCACACAUAUAUCGUGGCUGUAGGUGGAGAUGGAGGCCAGCCUGACGUGUGCCGUGUGUCUGAGCGUGUUCCGGGAUCCGGUGACUCUCCCUCUCUGUUCUCAUAACUUCUGUAAGAGCUGUGUGUUAGAAUGUGGUGGGGAGACCCACACCCGGAGCCUGCGCUUCACCCUCCCGGGGCCCGCUCAGGUCACGUGCCCUCUGUGCCGUAAAGUCAGCUCCAUCCCCGGCGGCCUGGCCGUUCUGCCCAUCAAUACCACCCUGGCCGAGCUGGUACGGUUCCUGUCUCUGGGCUCCCGGGAGGAGGGGGCAGGCGCUCAGGAAACCGACUAUAGUGAGAAGGGGGUGGCGGGGCGCUGCCCGGAACACCCCGAACAAAAACUGGAGCUCUUCUGUAAGAACUGUGCUGUCCUCUGCUGUGGGAAGUGUGUGUCCUGUCACCACCAGGGGAUCUUCCACAACGUCAACCUCCUGGACAUGGUCUACCAGGAGGAGAAGCUGAUAUUUUUUAACAGUUUAAAAAAACUCAGAGAAAUGCAUGAAAGAUUUACCAAGAACACAUCGGAUGAUAAGGAUGUAAAGGAUACACUAAAGAAGAACAUUGACGUGGUUAGUUUAGCAUUUGAUGAAGCAUAUAAGGCUUUGGAUUUAAAGAAAAAACAGUGUUUAGAGUUUGCCAAACAGCAACAAACUGCUGCUAUAAAGCGGCGUGAAGUACGCGAGACGGCAAUGGCUCAUCAGAAAGUCACAAUUGAAAGUCUUCUGAAGGAUUGUGAAAGCCUUGUGGAUGAAUCUGAACCAAAAUGCUUUCUUCAGAUGGCUUGCAGUCUAAAUAAAAGAAUGACUUCUAACCUUGACCUGAUGGAACUUACCGCCUCUCAUGAUCAAGAUAUAGUAAAUCCAAAGCCGCCUAUUGUGGAUCUCAAGGCAGUUCUGGAUGCUAUUUCAGCAGUGAAUAUUACGGCAUGCACUUCUAAUGUUUCUCAGCCUAAAUUUAAUGGAAUUUCAUUUAAAACCAUAACUAAAAUAUGGAAUCCUGAACAAACACCCGCUGAGAAAUAUUCUCCUGUCCAAAGUCAAGAGCUCUGUUAUCUUCAAGGUCAGAUACAAAAAUUGGCCAUUCGCUUGUUAUCUAUAACAGAGAUGCCAGAGUAUAAACACUUGAGCUUUGAGGAACUUCGGAUGAAAUAUAUGACGACUCGGUCGUACAGGAAAAUGCUGGGGUUUCUGUUGCGCUGAAGGAAAAGUACAGACUUUGUCUAAUGUUGAAGACGGUCCUACUUGAAAACAGGCGAAGCAACUAGAUUAAGUGCGAAAAUUAGACUUAUUAAAAAUACCCAAGAAAGCUUUGACGAGACUGAGUCAGGAAAUGGAGAUUGCACAGGAGCCUCAAAAGGAUAGUCUAAAAGCUGUAGUUUAAGUUCCCCAACCUAUGGUGCAGUUAGGGCAAAAGAUCCUAGAAGCUGUUCGUUCAAAGAGCAGCAAUAUGACCUGUGCCUUGAUAAUGUUCAGAAAAGAGACUGAUGUUCUGAAGGUUGUUCAAGCUUUU